AUGUCCUCUGGCGACCACGAACGUUUCGCCCCGCGCUGGUACAGGCCACGACGGCUCGCCGUUUUUGGCGUAAUUGCGGUUCUUUUCCUACUGACGGCGGCCUGCAGCCAGGGCAUCCAAUCCACAUGGGAUCCCAUUGGUCCGGUGGCGCAAAAGCAGCUUCAGCUGUUUGAAGUGCUUGUCUGGACCAUGGUAAUCGUCUUUGUGCUGGUUGAGGGCGCCCUCAUCUACAUCGUCAUCCGCUACCGGCGCCGCCCUGGGCAGCCACGCCCCCCGCAGAUUCACGGGCACACUGCGCUGGAAGUCACGUGGACGAUCGUUCCCACGGUGCUGAUCCUGGGGCUGGGCAUCUGGUCGGUGUUCACCCUGUUCGAGUUGGACCAGCCUCCCACGGACCAAGGGGAGAUCCUGGAGGUCACGGUCACCGGCCACCAGUGGUACUUCGAGUUUGAAUACGCGGACGCGGACGGUAACGGCAAGCUGAUCAGCACGGCCAAUGAUCUGCGCAUACCCGUGGACCGUCCCAUCUCACUGAUUCUCGAAAGCGACGACGUGCUCCACAGCUUCUGGGUGCCCAAGCUGGGCGGCAAAGUGGACGUGGUCCCCACGCGCCAGAACACCAUGUGGCUGAUGGCGGACUCCGACCUGAUUGAGCAACAGCUCCCCGCCACCUAUUACGGCCAGUGCGCCGAGUUGUGCGGAAUAGCCCACGCCCAGAUGAGGUUCCGCGUCACGGUAAUGUCCGAGGAGGACUACCACGGCUGGGUGCGGGAAUACAGCCCGCCGCCCGCUCUGACCCCGCGCGCU
Molecule: messenger RNA, 807 nt
Organism: Geodia barretti
Lineage: Eukaryota; Metazoa; Porifera; Demospongiae; Tetractinellida; Geodiidae
Source: the annotation of a GenBank genome assembly